This is a messenger RNA of Paralichthys olivaceus (Japanese flounder), 5707 nucleotides long. Lineage: Eukaryota; Metazoa; Chordata; Actinopteri; Pleuronectiformes; Paralichthyidae. The record is from RefSeq and is a predicted model, not a curated record.
GUGUGUGGGAGAUUGUGGGUCAGCAGGGCGGCGGCCUGUCGGUGCUGAGGACGUUCCGGCUGAUGCGGGUGCUGAAGCUCGUGCGCUUCAUGCCGGCCCUGCAGAGACAGCUGGUGGUGCUGAUGAAGACUAUGGACAACGUGGCCACCUUCUGCAUGCUGCUCAUGCUCUUCAUCUUCAUUUUCAGUAUCCUGGGGAUGCAUCUGUUUGGUUGUAGAUUUGCGUUAGAGAGUGACAAGGACACACUGCCGGACAGGAAGAACUUUGAUUCUCUUCUCUGGGCCAUAGUUACGGUCUUCCAGAUCCUCACCCAGGAGGACUGGAACAAGGUGUUGUAUAACGGCAUGGCCUCCACCUCUCCAGUGGCUGCUCUUUACUUCAUCGCACUCAUGACCUUUGGAAACUACGUCCUCUUCAACUUACUGGUGGCCAUCCUAGUGGAGGGUUUCCAGACAGAGGGAGAUUCUUCCAAGCCCGGUUCAGAGAUCGGUUCCAUCGCACGUUUGGAGGAUGUGAACGGCAGCAAGAGGGAUUUAUCGGCCUCUGCAGUAGUGCCUGUAAAUGGUCAUGUGGACCUGAAGACCAGCCUGACUCCACCUCUUAUUACUCACACGGCAGCCACCCCCAUGCCCAUACCCAAGUUGCCUGUCGGAGGUGAUCCCAUCCUUGGGUACGAGUCCCGUCGAGGCAGCAAUGUCUCCAUAGACCCAGCCUGCUAUGAAAAAUCACCGACCAGUGCCCACAGUGCUUCGCCCUAUGCCCCGUGGAGCUCCGGCAGCGGCUGGACCAGCCGACGAUCCAGCUGGAACAGCCUGGGCCGCGCCCCGUCCCUCAAACGCCAGAAGCGGCAGUCCGGGGAGCGACGCUCGCUCCUCUCUGGGGAGGGCGGCUCCAGCUCGGAAGAUGGGGAGGGUGGAGGUGAAGAAGGUGGUGGGAUGAUGGAAGAUGACAACACCUCCCUGGCCAGAACGGAUUCCAUGUCUCAGAGAGGUCCCCGACAUCGGAGGAUGGAGUCAGUGGAGACUCGGAGCUCCAUGGAUUUGCCACCUGAUGCUCUUCUGCAGGUGCCCUACCUGUACCGCUCAGCAAGCAUGCACAGCUCCAGACCCCCCUCUCUGGGCCCCCUACGGCCCACAGAGCACAGCGACUGCAACGGAAAGGGCUCUCUGGCAGUCCUGGGCCCAACACAUGUCUCGCUGGAGGAGAACACAGAAGAUGAAAACGCAGAGGAGGAGCCCACCCUGGGUCGUUUUGCCAGAUUAUUCCGCUGGCUGGAGAAGAAGCAGCCCGAGUGGUGUCGACAGAGAGACACCUGGUCACUCUACCUCUUCCCUCCAGAGUCCAGGUUUCGGAUCCUGUGCAAAAGGUUCAUCACCCACAAGAUGUUUGACCACGUCGUGCUGGUCAUUAUCUUCCUCAACUGCAUCACCAUUGCCAUGGAGAGGCCCCGCAUCGAACCCUCCAGUGCUGAGCGGAUCUUCCUCACGUUGUCCAACUACAUCUUCACGGCGAUCUUUGUCACUGAGAUGACAGUGAAGAUCGUAGCUUUGGGCUGGUGUUUCGGGGACAAGGCCUAUCUGAGAAGCAGCUGGAACAUUCUUGACGGGAUGCUGGUGAUGAUUUCUGUCAUCGACAUCCUUGUGUCCCUCAUCUCCAACUCGGGUACCAAGAUCCUGGGCAUGCUGAGAGUGCUGAGGCUGCUGAGGACCCUGCGGCCGCUACGAGUGAUCAGCAGAGCCCCAGGGCUGAAGCUGGUGGUGGAGACUCUGAUGUCGUCACUGAAGCCCAUCGGCAACAUUGUAGUCAUCUGCUGCGCCUUCUUCAUCAUCUUUGGCAUCUUGGGAGUACAGCUCUUCAAAGGGAAGUUCUUCUUUUGUCAAGGACUAGAACAUCAAGUAAAGAACAUCACCAACAAGUCAGACUGUAUGCAGGCCAGCUACAAAUGGGUCAGACACAAGUACAACUUUGACAACCUGGGACAGGCCUUAAUGUCUCUAUUUGUUCUGGCAUCAAAAGACGGCUGGGUAGACAUUAUGUAUAAUGGACUUGAUGCUGUAGGAGUGGACAAACAGCCAGAAUUGAACUACAACCCAUGGAUGCUGCUUUAUUUCAUCUCUUUCCUGUUGAUCGUGGCUUUCUUCGUGCUCAACAUGUUCGUGGGCGUGGUGGUGGAGAACUUCCAUAAGUGCCGGCGCCACCAAGAGGCCGAGGAGGCCAAGCUCAGGGAGGCGAAGAGACUGAAACGCAGGGAGAAAAAGAGACGGAAUUUAUUGGUUCCGGGGGUGAGUUGGGCUCUUUCUGAAGGCACAUUGAAAGCUCAGAGUAAGCCCUACUACUCCGAUUACUCCCCCACCCGACUGCUCAUCCACAAGAUGUGCACCAGCCACUACCUGGACCUGUUCAUCACCAUCGUCAUCGGGCUCAACGUCAUCACCAUGUCCAUGGAGCACUACGAGCAGCCCCGGGAGUUGGACGAGGCAUUAAAGAUCUGCAACUACAUUUUCACCCUCAUCUUUGUCCUGGAGUCCGUCUUCAAGCUGGUGGCCUUUGGUUUCCGACGCUUUUUCAAGGACAAGUGGAACCAGCUGGACUUGGCCAUCGUGCUGCUGUCCAUCAUGGGCAUCACUCUGGAGGAGAUUGAGGUCAACGCUUCACUGCCCAUCAACCCCACCAUUAUCCGCAUCAUGAGGGUGCUCAGGAUUGCACGAGUAUUGAAGCUCUUGAAGAUGGCGGUGGGGAUGAGAGCUUUGCUGGACACUGUUAUGCAAGCCCUGCCUCAGGUGGGGAAUCUGGGUCUUCUCUUCAUGCUUCUCUUCUUUAUCUAUGCAGCUCUGGGAGUGGAGCUGUUUGGUGACUUGAUUUGUGAUGAGCUCCACCCAUGUGAGGGUCUGGGCCGCUACGCUACAUUUAAAAACUUCGGUAUGGCAUUCCUGCUGCUCUUCAGAGUUUCCACCGGAGACAACUGGAAUGGAAUAAUGAAGGACACGUUAAGAGACUGCGCCCAGGACACCAACACCUGCUACAACACGGUGGUCUCUCCUAUCUACUUCGUCUCCUUUGUCUUGACUGCUCAGUUCGUCCUGGUCAAUGUCGUCAUUGCCGUCCUGAUGAAGCACCUGGAGGAGAGCAACAAGGAGGCCAAAGAGGGAGCACUGCCUGAGGCAGACUUGGAGCUGGAGCUCCAGACAGACAUGGGAGACAUGGCAACAAGGUCGCCCCAGCUGAACCCUCUGGCACUGGGCAUGGACCGGUCGAGCUCUGGGGGUUCGCCCUGGAGGUUCCCCGGAGGAAUGGACAGGGAACAGGAGCGGGACGGACCGAUGGACUCACCCACUGCUGACAUAACCAGAGAUUCAGUCAACAUCAGUACAGACCCCCCUUCGUGUCUUGAUCCCCCACUGGAGUUUGUCCAGCGGAGAGUGCCGUUUGACUCGGUCUCCCUGGUCAUCCAGGGUUCAAUGGAGGGAGAGUUGAGUCUGAUGGACAACCUGUCUGGCUCUAUCUGCCACUACUACGCGCUGCCCCCCAAGCCCGGCAAGCACAGCACCGACAAGAAGAUCCCUCUAGCGGAGAUGGAAGUUCUGUCUCUGGCCUCGGAGAAAUCCUGGUCGCUAGCUCUGACAGACGACUCGACCCCCGACGAUUUUAACCCCCUCUUUCUAACCAGUCUGGACUGCAAUCAGACGGAGCAGCUCGAUCCUGGGGAGCCACUGAGGGAUAACCUGCUGAGCGUCAGGAAGCCGACAGUGGGACGCACACACUCCCUGCCCAAUGACAGCUACAUGUUCGUCCCCCCGCAGCCCUUUGGCCUCACAGGCCCGGCUCCAGCACAGCUUCUUGCACAGGGGCCCCAGCACAUACAGGGCGCCCAUAGGUCCCAAUCAGACUCCAGUGCCUCGGUGCGUUCGCAGCCAGAGGAGUUCUCCCAGCAGCUGAGCGUUCCCACAGACCUCUUCAGACCCAUCAGCCCCCACAGCCACUCAGACUCAGAGAGUAUACCACGACUACCCCCGCCCAGGCGCACGCACACGCUCAGCCGCACGCUCCGCAGACAGGUGGCGGUGUCUGCCGACUCUCAGGAGGCCCUGUGCUCGGGUGGAGGGGAGAGCAAUGAAGGACUUGUGAAUGUGGCCUCUGUGGGCCUCUCUACGUCUCCCUCCUCCUCCCCCUCCCCCACCUGUCCCUCCCCCUGCUCCCAUCACCCGCAGCAGCAGCAGCAGCAGCCGGCUCUCUGUCUGGUACCUGCCAUGUCAAGCGCCUCCCCGAAAGCCCAAAUCUCCGGCAGCGUGCACACCCAGCACCAUGACCAGCACUGCUACCCCUCCCACUCCCCUUCCUCCUCUUCCUCCUGCUCCCCUCCUCCACUUCUACCAGUCAGACCGCACCAACAGGAGGCCUCAGUGGAUCAGGAAGUGUCCCUCAUCACCUGCGCUGCGUUGGCUGGCAGGGAUGAUGUAAUGGCGGAGGACAGCAGCGAUGGUAAUGAGGGUACCAGCUCCUACGCAGGCUGCCAGGAGAGUCCAAGUCUGUAUUUGAGGCAGCUGAAAAGGUUCCACAGCGCUGACACGCAGGGCCACAGCAGCUUCCUCCCCCGCCCCCGCCCUUCCUCCUGGCUUGACGACCCUCGCCGCCACUCUGUAGAGGUCUGCUCCUCGGUGGAGUCCAGUCCCCAGCGCAGCACCACCUCCACCUCCUCCGGCUUUGUGUCGCGGGCCAACAGCCUGCAGAUCCACAGCCAGACCGCCACUCAGACCUCGCAACCCUCACCUCGACGCAAGAAGAAGAUGAGCCCGCCCUGCAUCUCCGUAGACCCCCCUGACGGACUGGAAACUCAGUCUGGCCUCUACCCGGGCCUGGGUGGGCUCGGGGGGUUAGGGAUGCCCCCUCCUCUGCCCAGCCGGGACACCUGUCUGAGGAGGAGAGCGCCCUCCAGUGACUCCAAGGACUCCUUUGACCUGGGUGUUGGCGAGGGUUCGGGACAGGAUGGAGGCUCGCCAAAACCCAGCCCCAACCCCAAGCUAUUGACUCUUCCCAGUUUCUCCUUCGAGAAGACGAGCUCUGAGCACUGAACAGUCCAACACACGCAGACACACACACAACCAUAGCUGGAGGAACCCUCCACACACACAAACACACGAUGCACUGUGUGUCUGUGAUGGUGAUAGUUCUAGUAAUAAUGCUGUAGAGAGUAAUAAUGGUGAAACUACAACAAACAGUAAAAACAUCCUUGGUUACAUAAGGAGUACAGUACUGUAGUAGUGUGACCAUCCCUUGUCUUUGUAUUGUUACUGCCAAAACAAACCAGAGAAGAAGAGAACACAUGAAACGACAAACUUGACUUCUUCUCUCUUCUGCUACGCCUGCAUGCCACUGGCUGCAGCUCGACCCCGUAACCUCUGGAGCGACAUCAGCGCCUGGGAUUUGGCGUCCUCUUGUGGUCACCAUCUGGACUGCCUGGUGUUGCACAGGGUGGACUUCGGUCAGUGGAGGUACAAAGCAAUAUGAACGUUUUAGAGACACUAUUUUCUUAAAUUAUUGGGCCAUAGUGUUUGUACAGGAUGUUGUUUUGUUUGUUUUUUUCAUUUCGAUUGUUAUUUUAAUGUUUUGUGAUUUUCUUUUUUGUCAAAAAUGGUUUGUCUGACUUUUUUUUCACUGUAGGAUAUUUCUAGCUUUCUUGGUUUACUGAGGAAAGUGAACGUUUUUCAAA